Ipomoea triloba (trilobed morning glory) is the source of this 2076-nucleotide messenger RNA. Its product is annotated as F-box protein At5g07610-like. Gene Ontology annotation, molecular function: protein binding. The coding region runs from base 273 to 1838 and encodes 521 amino acids. The record is from RefSeq and is a predicted model, not a curated record. The transcript is spliced from 2 exons. NCBI's taxonomy places the organism in Eukaryota, Viridiplantae, Streptophyta, Magnoliopsida, Solanales, Convolvulaceae.
AGAAAAUAGAAGUUAGCUCUCAAGUCUUCUUGUUCACCGGUUCUCAAUAGAGUCCGGGUCAGGCUCCGCUGUGAUCUUCUUCUUCAGGAAAGAAAAUGGAGAUCAACUCUCAAGUCUGAUCUUCUUCUUCAGCGCUUCUCAAUAGACUUGGGUGCAGCUGUCCCCACUCCACUCCCUCGCCCCCUCCAUUUUCUUUAAGCUCUCCAUCAGCUAUUGCUAUCAUUAAUAGUUGGGAAGAGUGAUUGGUGAAUGAGAGGAUAAUACUAUACUUGAUGGAUUUGUUUGUAAUAUGGUUGUUUAUUGCAGCCCAUCAAUCUGUAGAGAUAGUAUUGUUUGUAACAAUGGAUCAAGGAAAAAGACCACUAAACCUUCCGUCUGCAUCAAUGGAUGGAGAAAAAAGGCCAACAAACCUUCCUUCUGCAUCAAACAGUGAGGACGAUCUUACUAAAAUCAUUAGAGAACAAGCCCUUCGAUUCCUUCCUGCUAAAUCAUUGUUCAGAUUCAAGGCUGUUUGUCGAAAGUGGAAGCACCAUAUUUCAACACCAUCCUUCCACCUUAAUCAAUCAUUUCGUUUCACUGACAUAACAGGCCCUUUUUGUCAGCCUCCUCAAAGUCCUCCUGUCUUCAUACCAAUUCAUCCAACAUCUGCUGGUGUGCCAGAUCCAUCUUUGAGCUUUCUGCCAGAGCCUAUUGUCAUUAGGGCCUCAUCAAAUGGGCUUUUGUGUUGCCAAGGACGAAAUGAAGACGAUCUUAUUGAUAUCAUUAGAAAACAAGCCCUUCCAUUCCUUCCUGCUAAAUCAUUGUUCAGAUUCAAGGCUGUUUGUCGAAAAUGGAAGCACCAUAUUUCAACACCAUCCUUCCACCUUAAUCAAUCAUUUUGUUUCACUGACAUAACAGGCCUUUUUUGUCAGCCUCCUCAAAGUCCUCCUGUUUUCAUACCAAUUCAUCCAUCAUCUGCUGGUGUUCCAGAUCCAUCUUUGAGCUUUCUGCCAGAGCCUGUUGUCAUUAGGGCCUCAUCAAAUGGGCUUUUGUGUUGCCAAGGACGAAAUGAAGACAGGGACUACUAUUUGUGCAAUCCAGUUACAAAACAAUGUAAAAAACUUCCAAAACCUACUGCUUCUCAUGGAUCUAAGCCAGCAUUUGUGGUGAUACUUGAACCAUCACAGCUCACCAAUAAUGUAUCCGAGUUCAAACUCGUUUGUGCCUUCGAAGCUACUGAUUUCGAUGAUGCAAUUGGAUUUGAAAUAUACUCCUCCAAGAAUAACUCUUGGGAUGUUUCUGGGGACAUUUUUUUGGGAGCUAAAACAGCUACUCUGGGAUUUGGUGUUCAUGUCAAUGGAGUUGUUUACUGGCCUGUGAAGAGUGGUGGAAUUGUUUCUUUUGAUCUAACAAAGGAUAAGUCACAAUUACUGGACAACGUGGAUCCUAAACGCAUUAACUGCGUACUGGGAACAUAUUAUGGAACGCUUUGUAAGGUUUAUAUCCUAUUGCGUUACACAGAUGUGCGGGUCAACGUCAUGGUUCAUAUCCCAAUGCCUCACAAACUAAAAAUGUGGGAAUUAUUGUUUUCAAAAAGAAAAAUGUGGGAAUUAUUGUGUUGCGCUGUUUAUCGUAGCGACACUUAUAUGCCGUUGAAUACUAUUGCCUCCAGAGUUGUUGCUAUAGGCAGAGAAGAGGUGGUGGUUAAGUGUGGGAACCAAUUAUACUCCUAUAAUUUUCAAAGCAAGGAAACUAGAACAUUGAUCAAGCCAGAUGAAUCGAAUUAUGAGAUAUGUGUGCCCUAUGUGAAUAGCCUUGUUUCCCUCUCAGCUUGCCCUCUGUUAACCUCAUGUACUUGACUUUCAUAAACUCCAUCUCAAGCUCCUACUUUGAACAUACAGUGAUACAUGAUCAAUCUAGUUAAGGGAAUAUAUAAUGUGUGAUGUUCUUCUACCAUUUUUUUUUGUUUCUUUUGUAUUUGAAUUGUGGAAAGAGUUUCAUUGUGUCAUCUUUAGUUCAGCAGUAUUUCUAGUUAACUGAUGAGGAGGUUAAUAUUGUUUAGUCUUUUGAUGAUAUGAAGGGUCUUUAAUUUUUGUA